Messenger RNA from Emericellopsis atlantica, 765 nucleotides. RefSeq lists its product as uncharacterized. The coding region runs from base 1 to 765 and encodes 254 amino acids. The record is from RefSeq and is a predicted model, not a curated record. Lineage: Eukaryota; Fungi; Ascomycota; Sordariomycetes; Hypocreales; Bionectriaceae. The transcript is spliced from 4 exons.
AUGGACGCCCUAAAGUCUCUCGGCGACGCCACCUUCCUGCCCAGUGAGCGAGCCAUGUUGAACAUGCUCAAGGGGGUGCUGGAGUAUCCAGCCACCAUGGAAGCGCGAGCUGCCAAGAUUGCCAACGAUAUCCUCCACUUCUACCUGGACAACACCCAUGAUGACGAGGUUGGUGGCAUGCUGUUUGCCUUGUGGGGAGUUUGGCUUGAGCUAGUCUCCUGCAUCCUACAUGGGCAUGAGUGGCAUCAAUGCCUAGCUCUUGCCGUCGACUUUGUCCGCCAGGACGAGAGAGCCGCCGGCAAGGGGCUCACGAAAUGGCCUGAUCCUCCUGAACUUUCGAUGCGCCUAACCGAGCAAUGGGAGCUAAAGCCUGUGGAAGGUGAAGAGAACGACUCUGUUGGUCUCUCUGCCUGGAAAAACCUCAACUCCUUCAUGUCUCACCUCGUCAGCCGUGGCCUCGUACAGCAAGUUCACUUGCCCAUCUGGGAGAUUCGCUCAGCUCUCGAAGAGCCCGCCGCAAAGGGACCUUUGAUGGAUUGCCGAGUCUGGGUUGCGACGGAGUGGACUCUUCACUGCAGCGACACGCUGGAAAAGGAAAUGAAGAGCACUAAUGAAGAGCUCACUGAGGAUGAAGCCGGUAUCAGGGGGACUGGUCAGCUUUGUGACGACAGCAUCACGCCUCGAAGCUUGCAGCGAUGGGAGUUCUGGAAGGAGCGGCUAGCUGAAAUUGCAACGGAGGCUGAUGACCUUGAAUGGCAGUCUUAG